UGGUCGCAUCUGACGAUUAGCGCUUGCCUUGGCUCUGACGUCAACGAGAUUGUCUGCGCUAGGUGAGUCUCGCGCACACUGCCUUCCCUUCCCCUCCGCUCUCUGUCGGUUAUUGUGAAGAGAUUGAACGAUGAGAUCGCUCGCGCUCGCUGUCAUCAGUGCCGCCCUAUAGAGACCCCUCAGCCCCGAGGCUCGAACACAACGACCCCACCCCCCGCUCCAAGAGGGACGGAGCGCAAUCCAUAGAGCCACGGAGAAAAAACCCUGUUCGGAGCCGGCUUCACUUGCCCUCAAUCCGGGCCUCAUGCUGUAGCAGACUGAACGAGCGAGAGAGAGAGACAAACAUACAGAUUGAGUCGGCGAGGGACAGGGCGGAAUAGAGGAGAAGAAGGGAUUGUUCAUUCGGCUCUAGACAUGGGAUGUACACUCAGCGCUGAGGAGCGCGCUGCUCUGGACAGGAGCAAAGCCAUCGAGAAAAACCUGAAGGAUGAUGGAGUCACUGCCGCAAAGGAGGUGAAACUGCUACUGCUUGGGGGAGGAGAAUCGGGCAAAAGCACCAUCGUCAAACAGAUGAAGAUUAUCCAUGAGGAUGGCUUCUCUGGGGAUGAUGUGAAGCAGUAUAAGCCUGUGGUCUACAGCAACACCAUCCAGAGUUUGGCUGCCGUCCUCCGAGCUAUGGACUCUCUGGGCAUCGAGUACGCAGACAAGGACAGAAAGGCGGAUGCUAAGCUGGUGUGUGAUGUGGUCACUCGUAUGGAGGACACAGAGCCCUACUCAGCAGAGCUGCUGACAGCUAUGAAGCGUCUGUGGGCCGAUGCCGGGACCCAGGAGUGUUUCAACAGGGCCAGGGAGUACCAGCUCAAUGAUUCUGCUGCCUACUACCUGGACAGUUUAGACCGUAUUGGUGCUGCUGACUACCAGCCCACCGAGCAGGACAUCCUGAGAACCCGAGUCAAGACCACUGGCAUCGUGGAGACCCAUUUCACCUUCAAAAACCUGCACUUUAGGCUGUUUGAUGUUGGAGGUCAGAGGUCAGAGAGAAAGAAGUGGAUUCACUGCUUUGAGGAUGUGACGGCCAUUAUCUUCUGUGUGGCGCUAAGUGGCUAUGAUCAGGUUCUGCAUGAGGAUGAAACCACUAAUCGCAUGCACGAGUCCCUCAUGCUCUUCGACUCUAUCUGUAACAACAAGUUCUUCAUCGACACCUCCAUCAUCCUCUUCCUCAACAAGAAGGAUCUGUUCGAGGAGAAGAUUAAGAAGUCACCACUGAGUAUCUGUUUCCCUGAAUAUACAGGUGCUAACACUUAUGAUGAUGCUACCGCAUACAUUCAGGUGCAAUUUGAGAGUAAGAGCCGUUCGCCCAACAAGGAGAUCUACUGUCACCUGACCUGUGCCACUGACACAGGAAACAUCCAGGUAGUGUUUGACGCAGUCACUGACAUCAUCAUCGCCAACAACCUGAGGGGGUGUGGCUUAUACUGAGGCCUAGCCCUGCACAGAGGUUGCAUUGGAGGGUGUGAGGUGGUUAAUAAUAAUAAUAAUUUUGAUGAUAUUAAAAGGCAUAAUUAUGUAAAUCUACACGUCCAAAGGGACCCAAAGAGCUGCCGCCAGACACCACGACGGAUUCUUUGCCAUGUUCUGUUCCUCUAUUCCUUUUUUUAAUUUCAGAAUUCCACCACCCCUCUUUUGUUUAUUUGUUAUCAACAUGUGUUUCCUACUGAAUGUCUUUCAUGUUUUGUUGUUGAUUGUAUGAACAACUGUAAGAUGUGAAUCAGAAAAGGGAAGGUCCAAGGGGUAUAUUCUGUUUUCGUGCCAUGUUUCGCAGCAAAUUAGAUAGAAAUGCUAUGCAUAGAGCGGAGAAGGUCCUCUUUUCCUUGUGAUAGAGAUUUGUGUCAGUUCUAAACAUAACAUCUCUAUCUGCAACAUCCAGAACAUUGAGCCCCAAUGAAUGUACCCCUUGGUGCUCCGUUUGCAGAGGUGAUGUUGUGCUCUAGUUGAUGAUGUAAUAGGGGAGGUACUGGUAGCUGGGGCGCGUAGUGGGGGUUCUGUCCAGCGUUGGAUAGAACCCCCCUCUCUGUUGGACUCACACAGGGCUGCUCUACAUGAGCUCCUUCUGCUCUGUUUUAUUUCUCUCUCUUUCAAACAUCCAGAAGGGGGGGCGGUUAUGUUUGUGUGGCAGGCUCUGCCAUUGGCCUCCUGCAGUGUGAUGAAAUGCCUGUCAGCCAAUGAUAUAUCUGUGUCGGGAAAGUGUGAUAUCAGUGCCAACCUUCUGAGCAUGACAGAUAGGGGAAUAGAAUUAGAGAUCAUUGAUCACUUUCACACUAUCUUUACAAUAUAAUGUAAUUGAAGGGACGCGUACGCUUUAUUAUCAUCAAAUUAUUUAUGGGUUUUAUUUCAACCUCAUGCCCUCCAUGCUUCCUCCUACCUCCUAGAAUCCCGUGCCACAUAUUUAUUUCCUGUCCUGUCAGACCGGUGGAACACCACUUCCUGUCUCAGUCUCAGAGGGUCUAGAGCUGCUCUGAUGGACCGUCUCAAAUGUCACCUCCCAUGUAGUGUACUACUUCUUCAAAAGUAGUACAUCAUAUGGGGAAUAGGUUAUCAUUUUAGACUUGCACACUCAAGUCCACUGGUCAGUGAUGUAUCAUAUGGUUGUCUCCUGGUCUCCUCUCACUUAUCACUUAUCACUGAGAUGAAAGGACUGGAUAGGUUUCCACCGUGUUGUUUUCACUCACUAGUCCUUACAGAUUUGUAGUUUUAGGAGAGGACAGCCACAGACCACUGACCAGUCUCUCUGCUUGUUCAAAAGGGUCAUCCUAGGUGCUCUUUAUGUAAUAAAACAUGAAUAUGUGAAUGCUCAGUUAUUUGGAAGUUGAGGUAAUUUGUAGAUUAGAUAAGCCACACAGUGCUUAGCUCAGGAUGACCCUUGUAAGCAAGCAUGCUGAAUUCCAAAUCCAUUCAUACUACCCUCUCUAGGCAGUCCUGUAGAUUUGAAAGGAUUUGAUUGGUUUAACCUUUUCAUGUCCAUAACGGAAAUGUAUAAUAUCCUUUAGUACACAUGUUCUCUGAGUUUACUGAUGGACAAAUGUGAAGAAUUAUUUUACAUUGGUCAAAGAGUUUGUCUACAAUGUACGCUUUUGAUAUUGUACUAUAUUUAGUCUUUGGACACAUGGGGUUACUGUUUUUUUUUACACAUUUCAUGAAUCAAGUCCUGUAAAUACAUGUUCAAAUUAUCAGAUCUUUUACAUUUUUGACAUAUAGAUUGUCCGGACCAAUAUAUAUAUAUAUAUGAAAACAAUACCUAAAGAAUCCACACACACACUCCUAGAGUGCAUGCAGUAUAAUCCCAUCAAAUGCAAGUCAAUAGAGACUGGAGAGUGAGUGAUUUUACAGCAUUGUCCCUCUUUCUCAGAUCUUAAACAUGUUCACAUCUUAAUCUUUUUUGGUAUAUAGAUUGUCUGGACCAAUAUAAAUAUGAAAACAAUAUCUAAAGAAAUCCACACACACUCCUAUAGUAUAUUAUACAGCAUAAGCAAAUCCAAUGUAAGUCAAUGGUGAGUGAGGCCUGCUACAGCAUUCUCCCUCUUUCUCUCCCUCUCUCACAAGCACACGCGUGUGUAUACACACCACAGACAUCAAUGCACACCUGUGUGUGUGUAUGUCUGUGGUAUGUGUGUGUGUAUGUCUGUGGUAUGUGUGUGUGUAUGUCUGUGCUAUGUGUGUGUGUGUGAUAAAAUUACUCCAUUGAAUUUGCUUAUACUGCAUGUGGAUUUAUUUAUAUAUUGUUUUUAUAUUCAUAUAUUGGUCUAGAAACUCUAUAUAGCAAACAUUAUGAUCUGAACAUGUUUAAGAUCUGAGAAAGAGAGAACAUGUUGUAAAAUGUCUCUCUCUGCAGUCUUCAUUGGAUUUGUAAAUACUGCAUGUAUUCUAGAGGUGUGUGUGUGAGAGAGUGAGUGGAUUUCUUUCGAUAUUGUUUUCAUAUUUAUAUUGGUCCGGACAAUCUAUUUACCAAAAAUGAUUAAGAUCUGAUCAUUUGAACAUGUAUUCACAUGACAUGAUUCAGGUAAUGUGUAAAACACAGUUACCCCAUGUGUCCAAAGACUAAAUAUAGUACGAUACAGAAAUGGCUGUAGUUCACAAACAACAAGUUGAAUCAUCUAUUUGGCAGAUUUGGGCUUAAACAGGUCAAAGAACAAUACUUUAAGCUUUUAAACUAUAUAAUUCUGAAAUGUAUUUCAAAAUACAUAUGCUGAAGUCAUUUUAAUGAUUAUUAUUGUCACAAAAUCCCAAUUUUGGAGGUAUGAUAGAUAAUGACAAUCUUAAAACAUCAAUGUGGCCUGUCUAGACACUUGUACUAACUAUGUUAUCACCAAAUGUAAUGCAUUUACACCAAAUAGAAUUUGUUCAGUGGCACAUUUUGAUAUUGUACUAAAUAUAGUACAUGGAGGUGAAUGGGUUAGACAAUAUGGUAAUUGUGUCACCUUCUCUUCUGAUAGAGUGGGUGGUAUUUUUGCCAAAUUGCUUAUAUAUAUAUAUAUACAAUCGUUUUAGAUCUACAGGCGUGCCCAAGCGGCAGGGGCUGGGGUAGAGUUGGAAUUCAGCAGCAGUCUCUCAGUGGGGAGUUUGGGUUAACCCUAACCCAUACCCCCUGACCUCAACCCUGAGCAGGCCACAGUCAAACCCCGGCUGUCAAGUUCUCUCUUUUCACAGAGGAAAAGUACUGCUCUCCACUCAUUCACCUGUGCACCUGAAGAUGCAUCCUAUCCCUCUAUCACGUGUCGUUCCUCAUUUCUCUCAAUCCCCCUUUCCAUUUUCAUCUUAAACACCGUACUGUAUAUAUAUGAUUAUACCAGAUUUCUUUUUUUUUUACUGUGAAUGCUUUUGUUCUGCACCCCUUCCUUCUCCGUAGUUUAUUGGUUGCUCUCUCAUGUGGAAUGUUUGUGCUGAGCCAAUCGAAUGUUGUGUUUACAUUAAAGCCACACUUUUCCUAACUA
This is a messenger RNA of Salmo salar (Atlantic salmon), 4988 nucleotides long. Its product is annotated as guanine nucleotide-binding protein G(o) subunit alpha. Gene Ontology annotation, biological process: G protein-coupled dopamine receptor signaling pathway; adenylate cyclase-modulating G protein-coupled receptor signaling pathway. Gene Ontology annotation, cellular component: cytoplasm; heterotrimeric G-protein complex. Lineage: Eukaryota; Metazoa; Chordata; Actinopteri; Salmoniformes; Salmonidae. Gene Ontology annotation, molecular function: GTP binding; G-protein beta/gamma-subunit complex binding; corticotropin-releasing hormone receptor 1 binding. The record is from RefSeq and is a predicted model, not a curated record.